Molecule: messenger RNA, 401 nt
Organism: Hibiscus syriacus
Lineage: Eukaryota; Viridiplantae; Streptophyta; Magnoliopsida; Malvales; Malvaceae
Exons: 2
Coding region: 16-372 (118 amino acids)
Biological process (GO): systemic acquired resistance
Molecular function (GO): fatty acid binding
Source: RefSeq, a predicted model, not a curated record
UCAGAUAAGAUAAAAAUGGCAGCCGCAUUGAAACUUAUGUGUGUUAUGGGAUUGAUUGUGCUCAUUAGCAUUUUGGAGAUACGGAAGGUUAAUGCAGUAGGGGAAUGUGGAAAAUCAUCUCCUGAUAAUGAGGCAAUGAAGCUAGCCCCAUGUGCCGAAGCAGCACAAGACGCGAAAGCUCCUGUUUCAGCCGCUUGCUGCGCACAGGUGAAGAACAUGGGCCAAAAUCCGAGCUGUCUCUGCGCGAUUUUGCUAUCCAACACUGCUAAAGCAUCCGGAAUUAAGCUCGAGAACGCCAUAACCAUCCCUAAACGCUGCAACUUCGCCAACCGUCCAGUCGGUUACAAAUGCGGACCUUAUACACUUCCUUGAAGUGAAAGUUUGGGGACUGGAAAACUGAU